CAUAAUUUAGUUGUACUAAACUGGUAUUACCCAGCUACCAACGCAUGGCAAAUGGCACCGCAAAUAGAUAAUUGCCAUAAGCCAUCUGCUCUAGCUGUUGUGGGAAAUCAAUAUAUAUUUGCUUUAAGUAAUUACAGUAAGUCUGUUCAAAUGCUUGAUAUAAGUUUAAAAUCACCCAGAUGGAUAUCAACUAACAUGUUAGUUAAUCGACAACGUUUUGGAGCUGGUGUAAUAAAUAAUUGUGUAUAUGUUGUUGGUGGAUGUAAUUCUACUGGUUUUUUAAGCAGUGCGGAGGCUUACGAUGUAACUACUAGAAAAUGGCAAAUGAUAUCUGGUAUGUCAACUUAUAGAGAAGGCUUAGGUGUCGGAGUACUUAAUAACAUUUUGUAUGCGGUAGGAGGUUUUUAUCUUGGAUCAGUUUUAGAGACCGUUGAAUGUUAUAAUCCCACUCUUGACACAUGGUCACGAAUUGCCUCUAUGUAUAAACGUCGCCUUGGUGCUAGUGUGAUAGACUUAAAUGGCAUAUUGUAUGUCAUCGGUGGUCAUAAUAUUAAGGAUACUUUGAGAUCUGUGGAAACAUAUAAUCCAAAUGAAAAAAUUUGGACUCCUGUUGCUGAUAUGCACCAGCGUCGAGCUUUUGCUGGAGUAUUUACAUUUGAUGGCUUGUUGUAUGUUUUGGGUGGAAAAAAUACUUGCGGUGUUUUGCAAUCUAUGGAAAUUUACAACCCAGAGACCAAUACCUGGAUAAUGGAAUCGUUAUCAGGAAGUGAUAUUUUGUUAUGUGAUGGAGUAGUUGUUAAUAAGACACCAAAUUUUAGAGCUAAUCCGUGGUCUGACCGUUAUUUAUUUUAA
Molecule: messenger RNA, 852 nt
Organism: Diuraphis noxia (Russian wheat aphid)
Lineage: Eukaryota; Metazoa; Arthropoda; Insecta; Hemiptera; Aphididae
Product: ring canal kelch homolog
Molecular function (GO): protein binding
Source: RefSeq, a predicted model, not a curated record